AUGAGGUCUUCGCUUUACGCAGCGCUUGCUGCGGUGGCUGCCACCAAAGUGGCUGCGCACUCUCUCUUCCAGGCUCUUUGGGUCGACGGGCACGGCGCCCAAUGUGUUCGUAUGCCUGGGUCUAACAGUCCUGUCACCAACGUCAACAGCAACGACAUUCGAUGCAAUGUGGGUGGUACCAGAGGUGUCUCAGGCAAGUGCGCCGUGAAGGCUGGUUCCAUCGUGACAGUUGAAAUGCACGCGCAACCUGGUGACCGAAGCUGUGGAAGCGAGGCGAUUGGCGGAGCCCAUUAUGGCCCGGUGAACGUAUAUCUCAGCCAGGUUCCCGACGCUUCGUCAGCCGACGGAUCGACCCCAUGGUACAAGAUCUUCGCAGAUUCAUGGUCGGCCAAAGGCUCGGUCGGCGACGCUGAUAACUGGGGUACAAAUGACCUCAACUCAUGUUGUGGAAAAAUGGAUGUCCCGAUCCCAGCUGAUACACCUGAUGGUGAUUAUUUACUUCGUGCUGAAGUCAUUGCUCUGCACACGGCAUCGUCAGCAGGUGGCGCACAAUUCUACGUAAGUGGUGAUGAUCCUAUCAUUUCGACUCGAAAAAGGAUGAUGUCGUGCUACCAGCUCAGCGUCACUGGCGGCUCGGCCAAGGCUGCUGCCCUGCCGGCUGGCGUUAGUAUUCCCGGCGCCUUCAAGAGCAGCGACCCCGGCAUCCAAAUCAACAUCCAUAGCAAGAUAAGCAGCUACGUGAACCCGGGUCCGGCCGUCAUCGCCAGCGGUACCACGAAGCAGGCCGGCUCAGGCUGCUCGGCUGGUUGCGCGAAGACUUGCGCUGUUGGUUCCGGACCCGUGGGGACGGCUAUUGGAUCUGCCCCCAAGCCUACCUCGGGCGCUGGUGGGGGUCAAUCCGGAUGCGCGCAGGCUAGAUACCAACAGUGUGGUGGUCAAGGGUACACGGGAUGCACGACAUGUGCUGACGGCCUUACUUGCAAGGAGGUCUCCGCGCCAUACUAUUCCCAGUGUGCUUAA
Daldinia vernicosa is the source of this 1020-nucleotide messenger RNA. RefSeq names its product lytic polysaccharide monooxygenase. Gene Ontology annotation, molecular function: cellulose binding. The record is from RefSeq and is a predicted model, not a curated record. Gene Ontology annotation, biological process: carbohydrate metabolic process. The transcript has 5 exons. NCBI's taxonomy places the organism in Eukaryota, Fungi, Ascomycota, Sordariomycetes, Xylariales, Hypoxylaceae. The coding region runs from base 1 to 1020 and encodes 339 amino acids. Gene Ontology annotation, cellular component: extracellular region.